Messenger RNA from Capsella rubella, 2226 nucleotides. RefSeq lists its product as uncharacterized. Lineage: Eukaryota; Viridiplantae; Streptophyta; Magnoliopsida; Brassicales; Brassicaceae. Bases 195 to 1703 code for a protein of 502 amino acids. The record is from RefSeq and is a predicted model, not a curated record. The transcript has a single exon.
GUUUUUUUUGGUUUGAUUUGUGUUUGUAUUUUUUGUAUUCUUUGAUCUGUGGUUUUGUAUCUUAAACAACAAUUUCACUCCCCUAAGCACUCGGAUUGAUCUCUUAUCCAUUGAUCUAUCUGCUAAUUUGCUUCGAUUUAGGGUUUUGGGUUUUUUUUUUUGGUUCGAUUUCGAUUAGUGUUUGUAUUGUUUAGAUGAACGAUCAAUCUAAGCUGAUGAAUCCGCCACCUCCACAGCAGAUGAUUGGUCAGCCUCCGCCGCAACAGAGGAUGAAUCCGCCGCCGCCUUCUCAGGUAAUGAACCCGGUUCAGCCACGGAUUAUGAACCAGACGCCGUUGUUAGGCCAAUCCCAUCCGAUUAUGAGUAUGAACCAGCAGCCUCAGGUUAUGAUGAACAACCAGGCUAUGAUGAUGAAUCCUCGCAACUUUAACCUUAACCCUAGUUUGAGUUCUGAGUACCAGAGCCUUCCUCCCAACAACUUUGGUUCGAAGCAUUCCAAAAUGAUGCGGAACAAUUGGAAAGGGAAGAAGAUUACAGGUGACAAGAGGCCAAUGAUGGAGCAGCCGAUUAGGAGAAUGCAUAACUCUGGGAUUCCUAUGUAUAACCCUCAGCAGCAGAUGCCUGGUUCUGGUAGUAGUAUUCAGGUUGGACCUGUUGGUGCAGGUGGUUACAAGCCGCCGACUUUGAACGAGCUGCAGUCUCAGAACAGGUUAAAGACGAGGAAGUUUUAUCCGAAGAAGAAGUAUGGUAACCGAUAUGUUCCUUAUGCUCCCAGAAACACGACUUCGUUCAUUAUCAGGGCAAAGAAAUCUGGUGGAAUUGCUGAGUUGGUGUCUCCUUGCCCUGUCACACCUGCGGUACUGCCUACGCCCAUGUUCUCGCCAUCCAGAGAGGUGUUGGGGGAUAUGGCGAAAGAGGAGUGGGGGGUUGAUGGCUAUGGCUCCAUGAAAGGGCUGAUUAGGCUGCGGGCUGAUGGAAAUGAGUUGGAACCUUAUGAUGAGGAUGAUGAAGAUGAAGGUGGAUCGAGUGAGAGUGAUGUGGAGGAGCAUGUUGAGGUUGAGAGGAGACUGGACCAUGAUUUAAGUCGGUUUGAGAUGAUUUAUCCCAAUUAUGGUGGGUCGGAGUAUAACAAUGUAUUGGAAAACCGAGUGGAUGAUCAGGAUAGCCAUAUUGCUCAACUGGAGGAAGAGAACUUAACACUGAAGGAAAGGUUGUUCUUGAUGGAGAGGGAGUUGGGUGACAUGAGGAGAAGGUUGCAGUAUCUCGAGAGGAGGGAUAUGGUUGCUGAAGAUGCUAACGAGGAAGUUGUUGAGAAUGAAUCUGAAAGUGAUGGUGAUGACACAGGGGGAUCUGAUGCACGUACUAGUGGUGAAACAAAGGACAACCAUGUAGCUGCAGAAGAUGUUUGUAUGCAAGAUGCUGCGAGUAGGGAUGGUGAGGCUACUGUGAAAGAAAUUAACAGCAACAAUAAGAGCACUGUGGAUGAAGCUAAAGUUAGCAAACAUACGACUGAUGUGGGAAGUUCUGGGGAAAAGAAACCUGAAGGUAAGGAAAAAGCUGAGACAGAGUUUCGGGAAGUUUCAGGGGAACAAUGUGAGGAAACGAAUCAGGGCAAGGUUGGUAUGGAUCAGAGUAAGGAUAAUGAAAUGGCGAUUGAGAAGCUUGAAGAUACAUCUGAGAAUGUUUCUGUUGGAGAACAAUGAACAACCAUAUGACACCUGGACCAAGGAAUGAAGCUGACAGGAGGAACCCAUGAUGAUAGGCGGUAACCAGUGAUGGAUGGAGAGGUGUGAUGCAAAAGUUGAUGUGUAGCAUUGUCCCUUUGGAAUAAUGUAAGUCUCUUAUGUGCACAGGCGUUAGUGAUGUAUCUCUGCAGCUUUAUGAUGUAUAUGUCAAGAAAAGUGCUUGUCUUUAGUAGGCGUAGUCUAGUUUCCCCGUCAUCGCUUUUGGUAUCAGAGUUUAGGAGAUUCACUUUCACAGGGGGAAGUUCAUAUAAAGUCUUCAUGGUAAGCUUUUUUUUUUUUUUUUUUUUUGAACUUUUACAUAUUCUCGGUAUUACCUCUAUGAUGAUCUGGUUCAUCUUGUUGAUGAGUUUCCCGGGUUAAUAAGAUUUGUAGUAAAAGCAACAAAGUUCAUUGUAGUGGAAAAAAACUUAUGGAUUUUAUAUAGUUUGUUUCUAUGAAUUGUAUUUUUGAUGCUUCACUUAUAAUAAUAGCAUAAGCAUAA